AUGACGUCAAAUAGGUACUCAGGGUAUAUCCAGAUGACGUCACAAUGUAUCCAUCUUAACUCCAUUAACUUCGGAACAGUUUCGGAAGAUUCCGUAACGGAAGACACUCGUCUAAGAGAACAAAAAGAAAAGCUGCAAGAGCUAAAUGACUCGCUCAGUCGUAAAUAUAAAACGGAUCAUAUCAACAUAUUACUGCUUGGUGAAAUCCGUUCUGGAAAGUCAAGUCUUUAUAAUACAUUAGCAACAGUCUUAUUCGGAGAAGUUGUCAAUGUAGCACUGACCGGCCCAGAAGACUCAAGUGUGACGACUAGAUUACAUCGUUAUGAAUUAAAGACGGAAAAGGGAAAGGACAUGCCCAUCCGAGUCAUAGAUAUCCGAGGAUUCACUAAGGACAGAGAUUAUGAACAUGAAAUAGACAAAAUACUGGAUGGGAAUGUGAAACCAGGCUAUGAAUUUGGCAGUAAAUCUAAGAAAAUAGAUAAGGAGAAAACAUUAGCAGGAGGGCCGUAUAAAAUACACGUGGUUUGUUUUGUUGUUGACGUUACACAAGUUCCAAGACAACAACAUUCAAAAAUGGUUACACAAAUUCGAAAAAUGAAAGAAAAAAUUCGGAGCAGAGAUCUACCUGUCAUUGGUGUUGCUACAAAAUUCGAUGUGCUUUGUCCCCAAAUCCAGGAAAACGUUGCAAAUAUUGAAAAAAGCAAAAAGGCUUUGAAUGCGGUAAAGCGUGCGGCAGAGUAUCUAGAAAUCCAAGAAAAAUGUGUUUUUCCCGUUGUAAACUAUACAGAAGAUACAGUUAUUGACAAAGCAAAGGACAUGCUCAUUUUGAAAGUGCUGGACUGUAUUGAGGGACAAGCAAGGAAUUAUCUAGAGCAAGAUUUAGACUGGCAAAGAGAACCGUCAGUAUGGACCGGUCGUAUUGAUUCACUCGAAAACGAAAAUGUGGUGAAAAAUAAAAAAAAUCUGCUUAGCAAAAUGAAGGAUGUUGAAGAGAGCGUUCGCAUUUUAUGUGUUGGUAGAACAAACACUGGAAAGUCAAGCUUUAUUGAUUCCGUUAUGUCUGCGCUGUCGGGUGAGAUCUCUUGCCGGGCAACUGCAGGAUUAACACAGUCCAUGAAUGAAGAACGUGAUGGCAUCCCGGACACAAAAAGGUACAAUACGUACCAGCUGAAAGUUUCUGAAAAUGGAAAUGAGACACAAGAGACAAAUGUGUACCUAUGCGAUAUGCCUGGUAUACAUGAGAAAAAUGGUGUGCAGUUAAAUCAAAUAAAGUGUGUCAUAGAAGGACAUGUUCCGAGUCGUUAUAAAGUCCUCUCUGGCAUUAACGAGGAGAGCAAAGGGUACGUCAAGGAACCCGGAAACAAAGAUAAGAUCCAUUGUGUUUGCUUAUUCUUUGAUGGAAAUGACGUCUCGGAACGGGAAAUGAAAUGCAUUCAGGAGCUGAAAAGUUGGCUGCGCGACAACGAAAUACCACUCAUUGCUGUGGUUACAAAGAUUGAUUUACUUAGCGAAGAACUUAGAGCAGGUCGUCAAAACCCAUAUUGUGUCCAGCGACUGACAGAAAGCAUCGUGAAUAUUGAAAAAAAGUAUGGAUUCAAAAGGAAAAAUGUAUACCCGGUCAGAAAUUACGUACAUGAAGAUACUGUAAAAGGAAAUAUGAACGCUCUACUUCUUGCUGCUUUCAAAAAAAUACUGAUGCUGGCAAUUGAAACCAAAAAGCAGCUUGACGAAGACGGAACUGCAGUUGAUCCUUAAAAUGUUUAGUGAAUGAUCAAUAUACUAAAUUCGUUAUUACAUACUUGAAGUAUUUUCUUUAUAAUAACAAACAUUUAAGUGUUCCUUACGCUUGACAUUUUACCAUAACUUUCGGAACAAAGUGACAUAUGAAUGCUUAGACAAAUGUGUUUAACAUUCGCUUGAAUCGGGAGUUAGUUUAGUGAGGAAAAAUAUCUAAAACAUUUUUAAAUUAUAUUUUCUUUCUUUUGAUCUGUACAAGCACACGAACAAACCCUCAGCAUCCACAAAAAUUCCGCACAAAUAAAUAUCUUUUCUCAUUUUUGCAUACUUCUUCUUUGCACAUGUACUUACAGUACCACCAGCAUAAAAA
Molecule: messenger RNA, 2107 nt
Organism: Mercenaria mercenaria
Lineage: Eukaryota; Metazoa; Mollusca; Bivalvia; Venerida; Veneridae
Exons: 11
Coding region: 1-1755 (584 amino acids)
Biological process (GO): tRNA wobble uridine modification; tRNA methylation
Cellular component (GO): cytoplasm
Molecular function (GO): GTP binding
Source: RefSeq, a predicted model, not a curated record